Messenger RNA from Acomys russatus (golden spiny mouse), 4815 nucleotides. RefSeq names its product sterile alpha motif domain containing 9 (gene Samd9). The transcript has a single exon. Lineage: Eukaryota; Metazoa; Chordata; Mammalia; Rodentia; Muridae. Gene Ontology annotation, cellular component: cytoplasm. The record is from RefSeq and is a predicted model, not a curated record. Gene Ontology annotation, molecular function: protein binding. Bases 27 to 4775 code for a protein of 1582 amino acids.
UUCUUCUUCUCCGUACAGCUAUCAGAAUGGCAGAGACACUCAACCUUCCAAAAACUACAGAUGACUGGACAAAAGAGGAUGUAAACCUGUGGUUAAAAAGUCAUAAGAUUGACCAAAAGCACAGGGAAAUCUUGAUGGCACAAGAUGUGAGCGGAGCAGUCUUAAAGUUCUUAAACAAAAAGCAUCUUGUUGAAAUGGGCAUAACCCAUGGGCCAGCUAUCCAAAUAGAAGAGCUAUUCAAAAAAUUGCAGAAAACAUCCUCAAAACAUCUUACUCAGACAACUAAGACGACAAAAGACAGUAAAAAUAUUCCUAAAACCCAGACAGAAGGUAGAGAAACAUCAAAGCAAAGUCAAAGGGGUGAAGAGAACUCACCUAAGGCUGGUGCCUCUGCAGUGAGUCCAAAGGCUCAAGGUUCUAAAUCAGAAAACAGUGAGUUGAUGGGAGAUAAAACAGAGCUACAAGAUAAGCAGUCAUCUCCAGGACCAACAUGCACUCCAUACCCUUUCAAUGAAUUCAGCAAUCCAUAUCGUUACAAGUUACACUUCAUCCUACAGCCCGAAACAGGGCCGCUCAAUCUUAUUGACCCAGUACAUGAAUUCAAAGCCUUGACAAACACAGACACUGCCACAGAAGAGGACAUUAAGAUGAAAUUUAGCAAUGAGACUUUCCGAUUUGCUUCAGCUUGUAUGAACACACGUACUAAUGGCACUAUUCAUUUUGGAGUCCAAGACAAACCCCAAGGAAAAAUUGUUGGCGUGGAACUCAUCAGGGUCACUAAAGAUGCCCUAAUCGACCACUUCAAUGUGAUGAUAAGCCAGUAUUUUGAGGUCCAUCAGGUCCAACAAGCAAAGAAGUGCAUCCGAGAGCCAAGAUUUGUGGAAGUUUUACUGCCAAGCAGUGCUCCAUCCAACAGAUUUGUCAUCGAGGUAGAUGUCAUCCCACUGCACUCAGAAUGCAGAGAAGACUACUUCCAGAUCAGAAUGCAACAUCGUAAGAACCAAAUGUGGCAACGAAGUUCAAACUCCUCAGUGUUUGUGCGAGACGGACCCAAAAGUAAGGACAUCAUAGGGAGUAAAGCUGAUUUUAAAACCUUUAAGUUAGACUUAAAAGCAAUGGCAGACUCUAGGAAAGAAGCAGAAAAUAAAUGCAAAGUAAAACCAAGCGGCAGCAGCAGUGAGGGACAAAAGCUGGUUGACCUGUUGACGGGAAAUAAAGACCUGUUAGAUAACUCAUACUACGAGUGGUACGUCCUUGUGACCAAUAAAUGCCAUCCAGAUCAAACCAAACACUUAGACUUCCUGAAGGAAAUUAAGUGGUUUGCCGUGUUGGAGUUCGACCCCGAGUCUGAGAGCAAUGGUGUAGUCAAGGCUUUCAAAGGAAGCCGAGUAGCAAACCUCCACUUUCCAAGCCAAUUUAUAGAAGAAAAAUCCACCUUAAAUGAGAAGAUUUCCAGUCUGAAUCUUUACCAACAACCUAGUUGGGUUUUCUGCAACGGCAGGUUAGACCUGGAGAGUGACAAAUAUAAGCCCUUAGAUCCAAUUUCCUGGCAAAGAGAACGAGCUUCUGAAGUUAGGAAGCUCAUUUCCUUUCUCACGCGUGAUGACAUCAUGCCAAGAGGGAGGGUGUUGGUGGUGUUUUUGUUACUGUCCUCUGUGGAUGACCCAAGGGACCCCCUUAUUGAGACUUUCUGUGCUUUCUAUCAAGAUAUGAAAGGAAUGGAAAAUAUAUUGUGUAUCUGUGUAUACCCACAGAUAUAUCAGGUAUGGAAAGACCUACUUGAAGCAAGACUAUCAAGACAGCAAAAUGAAUUUUCAAGCCAAAGCAUUUCUACUUUAAAUCUUGCAGAGAUAAAUGGCACUAUUCUUAAAUUAAAAUCUUUAAUGCAGUCUUCAAAGCGAUUCUUGCCAUCUGUUUGCUCAUCUACUGUGCUCCUGAAAAAGGAAGAAGAAAUCAUGACUGCCUUGGAAAUUCUCUGUGAAAACGAAUGUGAAGGCACACUCUUGGAGAAAGACAAAGAGAAAUUACUUGAAUUCAAGACGUCCAAAGAGGAAGAUUUCUACAGGGGCGGCAAAGUGUCCUGGUGGAACUUCUACUUUUCUUCUGAAAACUAUUCUUCAUCAUUUGUCAAAAGGGAUAAGUAUGCAAAACUUGAAAAAAAAAUUCAAGAAUGGGCAGAUUCUUCUCAACCAGUGUGUGCAAAAAUUAUUCAUCUGUAUCAUCAUCCAGGCUGUGGGGGCACUACUUUGGCGAUGCAUGUUCUCUGGGAGCUAAGAAAGAAAUUCAGAUGUGCUGUGCUGAAAAAUAAGACGGAGGAUUUUUCAGAAAUUGGAGAACAGGUAACGAAUUUGAUCACCUAUGGGACAACAAACCAUCAAGAGUACUUACCUGUGCUGCUCCUGGUUGAUGAUUUUGAAGAGCAGGACAACGUUUACCUUCUUCAAGCCUCUAUCCAAACAGCUGUUGCUAACAAACACAUUAGAUAUGAGAAGCCUCUAGUGAUCAUUCUAAAUUGUACAAGGUCACAAAAUCCUGAGAAAAGUGCAAAGAACCAAGACAGUGUUGCCUUAGUACACCAACUGUCUGUCAAAGAGCAGAGAGCAUUUGAGCUUAAAUUGACAGAAAUCAAAGAACAGCAUGAAAACUUUGAAGAUUUUUAUUCUUUUAUGAUCAUGAAAAACAACUUCAACAAAGAGUACAUAGUAAAUGUGGUCAGGAACAUUCUGAAAGGGCAAAAUGUCACCACCAAAGAGGCAAAGCUCUUUGCUUUCCUGGCUCUCCUUAAUGCAUAUGUACCUGACACGACCAUUUCCCUCUCACAGUGUGAAGAUUUCUUAGGAAUCUCCAACAAGAAGGCUUUCUGGGGACCAGAGAAGUUUGAAGACAAGAUGGGGACCUACUCUACAAUACUAAUCAAGGAAGAGGUGAUAGAAUGUGGUAGCUACUGUGGAGUGCGCACCAUUCACCAUUUGAUUGCCCUUCUGUCACUGGAAGAACUGAAGAGGAGCUACAACCUGAACAAAAGUAAAAUUGUGAUGGAUAUGUUAACAGAAAAUUUGUUCUAUGACACUGGCAUAGGAAAAAGCAAAUUUUUCCAAGACAUGCAAACACUGUUGCUCACAAGACAGCGCAAUGAACAUGAAGGUGAGACAGGAAACUGGUUCUCCCCAUUCAUUGAAGCAUUACAUAAAGAAGAAGGAAGUGACGCCGUUAAGGCUGUAUUGCUUAAAGCCACCCGGAGGUUCAACCCCAAUGCAUUCAUUUGCCAAGCUUUGGCAAGACAUUUCUACCUUAUAGAGAAGGACUUUAAAAAUGCUCUAAUUUGGGCAAAACAAGCAAGAAAGAUAGAGCCUGAUAAUUCUUACAUCUCAGACACAUUAGGUCAAGUCUACAAAAAUAAGAUAAGAUGGUGGCUAGAGGAUAAUACAAGAAACGGGGCGAUCUCAGCUAAUGAGCUAACUGAACUGUUAGACUUAGCGGUGCAGGCAUCAGAUGCUUUCAAAGAAUCUCAACAGCAAACUGAAGACAGGGAAUAUGAAGGGAUGGAAAGGCUGUAUCAGAAGUCAAAGAGGAGGUACGAGACUUACAACAUAGCUGGUUACCAAGGAGAGUUAGAAGUGGGGUUGUUAGCCAUCCAGAUCCUCCAGCUCCUUCCCUUUUUCGACAACAAAAAUGAACUCUCUAAACGAGAUAUGAUCAACUUUAUAUCAGGGAAUUGUGAUAUCCCAGGGGAUCUAAAUGAAUUUAAGUCAGCACUCAAGAGUUUUAUUCCUUAUCUAACUAACCUGCGUUCCUCUUUGAAGAGGUGCUUUGAUUUUUUUGAUGAUUACUUUGUCCUUCUAAAACCCAGAAACAAUAUAAAGCAAUAUGAAGAGGCUAAAAAUCGAAAAAAGGUGGCUGGGCACUUUAAGAAGUAUGUAGGCAUAUUUGGUCCCUUGGAAGAAUUACAAAAUCAAAAUUUUGGAUCGAAGCUCAGUCUACCACUUCAAGUGGAAAGGACUCGGAGAUGCCUAGAAGCUUUAAAGGCAGACAAGUUUUCUGGACUCUUAGAAUAUCUUAUCAAAAGUCCAAAAGAUGCUGUAGGCCCCAUCGAAGACAUCGUGAACAAAUACACUUUUCUUCUUGAGCAGUGUGCUAUCAAAACCCAACAAAAGGAAAAGCAAAAUUCCAUCCUAGCUAGCAUCAUCCUCUCUUGUAUUAACCCUACCUCCAAAUCGGUGAAGCCAAUUAAAAAACUGAAAGAGCAGCUUCGAGAGAUCCUGCACUCAAUCGGGCUGACUUACCAAUUUUCAGAACCUUAUUUCCUAGCUUCUCUUCUAUUCUGGCCAGAAAACCAACAACUAGAUCAAGAUUCUAAACAAAUGGAAAAGUAUGCUCGCUCACUGGAAAAUUCCUUCAGGGGGCAAUAUAAACGCAUGUAUCGCACAAAGCAGCCAAUUGCAUAUUUCUUUCUUGGAAAAGGUAACAAUAGGAACAGGCUUAUCCACAAAGGAAAAAUUGAUGAAAAUUUUGAAAAGGUAUCCGAGAUUAAUUCCUGGUGGCAUAGUGGAAAAGUGUGGGAAGAGGGAAAAGUCCAGGACCUUUUAGUUCGGUUACAGGGGCGAGCUGAAAAUAAUUACUUAUACAUAGAGUAUGGAAUCAAAGAAAAAAUCACAAUACCAAUUACACCCGCUCAUUUAGGUCAACUUAGAAGUGGGAGAAGCAUAGAAAAGGUGUCUUUUUAUCUAGGGUUUUCCAUUGGAGGUCUUCUUGCUUAUGACAUUAAGAUUGUUUAAGACCUUGAGUUUCUCCAUAUAGAGAUGUGGCUUUACUAUC